This is a messenger RNA of Bactrocera neohumeralis, 4540 nucleotides long. RefSeq lists its product as uncharacterized. The coding region runs from base 11 to 4435 and encodes 1474 amino acids. NCBI's taxonomy places the organism in Eukaryota, Metazoa, Arthropoda, Insecta, Diptera, Tephritidae. Gene Ontology annotation, biological process: proteolysis. The transcript is spliced from 6 exons. Gene Ontology annotation, molecular function: metallocarboxypeptidase activity; zinc ion binding. The record is from RefSeq and is a predicted model, not a curated record.
UCUCGCAAAGAUGUGCGCCGGGAGAUCAAAAAUGUUUCAAAAAUCGACAACGUUGUCGCCUUCAGCGCGGUUCGCGUUCUACGCAAUCGCUCUACUGUUACUUUCCUGCGCCACCCAACGCGCGUCGUCAAUGUCACUCGAACGUUUGGGUGUCGAUCAGAAUGAGUUGAAUUCGGCGGUCAUUGCAAAUAAUUAUGAAGAGAAAACGGAAACGGAUAAUGGUGCCGUUGUGGUGGAUGAUAUGGAAUUGGAAGCAGUGCCCGCUAGCGGCUAUACGGAUGCCUAUCUGUUAGUGCCAGCCGGUGGUGCCGCCGAGCGUGAAAGUGUUGAAAAGAAUACAAUUGAAAGUGCGGGUGAUUCAAAUGGUGCUGCCGAAGAACCACAACCCAACGAAGCAAGCGAUAUGUUGAUGGUUGAGUCCAAUGAUGCGCCCAUGCAUGUGUCCUUGCUCGCCGUGCCCGCUGAGCAAACUGAAACGGUCGAUGCCGAUCAAGUGGCGCAAGCAGAAGAAAUCAUUAACGACGAUGAGAGUGUCGUGGACGAAGAACUACCCAAUUUAGAUGAUAAGAUUUUGGAGAUUCCCAUCGAACCGGAGCUUCAGCAGGUCGUGCCUGUAGUCGCUGUGGAAGUACCAGUAGAAUCCAUUGAAAAAGUGGAUAACGCAGCCGCAACCGCUGAGGUGGAACAUGAUACACAAAAUGAGGAUACCAUUAGUGCCGAACAUGAAACUAUUGCCGACAUGAUUGCCGAUGCCGUUGUGGAAGUCGAGAAGGAUAUGGAGAAUGCGCAGUUGGCUGAUGAGCAGCCAAGUAAUUUAGUGCCAGUUGAGAGUGAAAUAUUGGACGAAAGUGAAACGAAUGUGCAGAAAAACGAAGAAACUGAUAAUAUCCAGGAAGCUGCGGAGCAGGAUGCCAUCGAAAGUUUGUCUGCGAUGGAAGAGGAUUUACUACCCGAAAUCGUUUCAGUGCCCGUGGAAGCAGUGCACAUUGAGCCGGAAAACAGCAAACCCUUGCCUAUCAGUGACAGCACAGUGAACGAGGUGAAUGUAGAGGAAAACGAAAUUAAAAAAGAAGAAAACGAGCAUUCUCUAGAGAAUGAAAUUGCUGAAGACGCGGCAAGCAAACCUGAUGAAAUUAUUGCAAAUGCAGAGCCGGUGCCAGAAGAAAUUGUGGAGGUCCAACCAGAAAGCACUAAUAAUGAAGAUACUCUAAAUGAGGAAGAGUCAAAUGUGUUACCCGAUACUAUUAUGCAAACCCAAAGUCAAGAAAAUGAGAUUGCAAAUACUAAUCCAGAGGCUGAAAACCCAAAUACGGAAGAUUUGACUAAAGUAGAAGAAAAUGGUUCAGUGCUUAAGCACGAAAUUAAAGUAGAAGCCAGUGAAGAUGUCGUAGCUACGGAAGAGCAUGAAGUGAAUCCCAUGGCCGAAGCCAUUGAAAAAGAAAUUGAAGCUGAACUGGCAGAAAUGAUUGCCGAGGAUAACAAGGCUGAAGAAACCAAUGCUGAGGCGCUGACACCAAACGGAGACCACCUAGAAGAUAACAACAAAGACGAGGAAAUUACCGGGGAUAAACACAUCGACGAAACUCAAAUCGUUGAAGAAGCGCAACAAACAGAAAACGAUCAGAUGGCAGAGGAAAGUCAAACUGCGGAAGAAUUGCAAGCAAUUGAAGAAAUCCAAACCCCUGAAGAACAUCAGUUGAUUGGAGAAACUCAAACUCUUGAAGGAAACCAAUUGGCUGAAGCAGCGCAAAUAACUGAGAACCAACAGCAAGAAACAAUGAAUACCGACGUGGAAACCGAAGAGCUAAAACCGGAAGCCGCUAACCAGCAAUUAGAUGAAGUUACGCAGGAUGCUACGGUAAUUGGAGAAAGUCUACAGGCCGAAAAUAUGGAAAAUAUUGCGGAAGACACUUUACCAGUGGGAGAAGUGGCGGAAGUCGCUACACCAGAAGAAACUCCUGCUGAUAUCAUUUUUGAGCAAGAAUCAACGGCUGAAGAUGUUAAAGAAAGCAUUAAGCUUGAGGAAACUGCUAGUGAAGACAUUAAAGAAGAAGCGCCAAUUGCAGAAGAAUCGCAACCAGAAGAAAUUAAAGAAGAGCAAUUGGAGCAACAAGUGUCCGAAGCUAACAGUGAGCUGUCAGAAUCGGAACAACAGCAGGAAUUGACUAAUGAAGAAGUGCAAGAAACCGCGGCCAAUCAAGCUGAAGUAAACGAAGAGGCAACACAAAAUGAUAGUCAGCAAAUUACAGAAGAGAAAUUGGAAGAAGAAUCGAUGCCAACAGAAGAAGAAGCAGCACCCGAAACACAGGAAAUAGUGGAGGAGAAAUUGGAAGAAGUGCAACAACUAACAGAGUCCGAAACACAACCAGAAGCACAAAACUUGGAAGAACAACAGGGACAGGAACAAGCCGUACCAGCUGCAGAGUUGGUGCAAGACGAAGAACAACAGCCUCAAACACCACUACAACUUGUAGAAAAUCAAGAAGAACAAGAGCAACAACAAGAAGCUCAGAAGACCACGUCUGAAGAGCUGCUACAGCAGGCAGUAGCGGAAGAAGCUCAGGAGCCGCAACAGCAAGCGAACGAGCAAGAAGCUCAGGAAGCUCAACUUGUAAUUGCACAACAGCAUGCUGAAGAACAACAGGCACAAGAGUCCGAGCAAGUAGUAGAGCAACAGCCAUUGGAAGAAGCCGAAGAAAGUGAAAAUCUAAAAGAACAAGCAGAAGAACACUUGGAAGAGGAAAUCAAAGCGGUGCACGAACAAGUCGAGCAAUUGAAGCAAGAGGAAUCAGUUGUUCAACAACAGCCAGAAGAACAGAUCGCUGAAGAACAACCACAAACUGAGGCACAAACGCCUGUGGUCCAACAAAUACUCGCCGAUGCACCUGCAGAAGUACCGCUUGAGCUUGUUACGGAACCGCUGAACGCCGCCCCAAUCGAACCCAGCAAUUCGUUGCUCACAACGAUCAUCCAAGUGCCACAGCAACAACAACUAUUGCCAGUAAAAGUCGAAAAUGACGAAGCACCAUUAAUGGCAGCACUUGUCGGUGUCAACAGUCCACCCGCCGCUGCAGCAGCGCCCACAGUAGCACCACUAAACGUCAUGGAUAGCGUGCUCAAUUAUGUGAAUGCCUCAUUUAUGCAACUCAAUGGCAACAAACAACAGUUAACCACAGAAAAUCUAAAGGAUGACGAUGACGCUGAUUUGAAUGCACAGUUAAGACGCUACGAUGGUGCUCAGGUCUGGAGAAUUGUUGUGCAAAGUGAUCACGAUAGGAAAAUGGCGGAUGAGCUGCAAACCAAAUACGGUGGUCAACUGUGGAAGGAGGUGAAACAAGAGGUCGAUUACUUGUUGAAGCCACAAGUUUUGGCCGAAGCCGCACAGCAUGUACGCGCCGCAAAUCUGUCGCGCAUCGUUCUCAUCGAUAAUUUACAAAAUGUCAUCGAAACGGAAAAUCCCAGCGCAGCGGAAAUCGCACAAUACCAGAACCGAAAGGGACACCGCUUGACUUGGAAGGCCUAUCAUCGUCUCGCAGACAUACAUGGUUUCUUUGAUACAAUGGCAAAAACAUAUCCCGACAUUUGCUCUGUGGAAACAAUUGGCUAUUCUAUACAGAAACGUCCAUUGAAAAUCUUAAAAAUCUCCAAUGGUAAUCCUGGCAAUCCCGGCAUCUGGAUCGAUGGUGGCAUGCACGCACGCGAGUGGAUUAGCCCCGCAACGGUCACAUAUAUUGCCAAUCAAUUGAUUGAAGAUUGGGAGAACUUGCCCGAAUAUAUGCGCAAUGUCAAUUGGUACAUACACGCUGUGGCUAAUCCCGAUGGUUAUGAGUACACACACACCACCGAUCGUCUCUGGCGCAAGAAUAUGCGUUCGCAUGGCCGUCAAUGCCCCGGUGUCGAUUUGAAUCGUAACUUCGGUUACAAAUGGGGCGGCAAGGGUACAUCGGCAAAUCCAUGCGCGCAAACUUAUCGCGGCAGCAAAGCUUUCUCGGAACCGGAGACAUUCUAUAUUUCGAAAUUCAUUAGCAAUUAUCCGCGCGACACCUUCAAGGCGUUCCUUUCGUUCCACAGUUAUGGUCAGUACAUCUUGUAUCCAUGGGGUUAUGAUUAUCAGCCAACUGCCGAUAAAGCGGAUUUGGAUCGUGUGGCGCGCCAAGCAGGAACGACCAUCACCAAGAAGUCUGGUGGCAAGUACACAGUCGGCCCAUCAGCCACGACACUUUAUCCAGCAGCCGGCGGUUCGGAUGAUUGGGCCAAGGGCUUUGCUGGCAUCAAAUACGCCUACACAAUUGAAAUGGGUGACACAGGCCGCUACGGUUUCGUGCUACCCGCCAGCCAUAUCGAACCUAACGGCAGGGACGGUUACACUUUCGCUGAGACGGUGGCGCGCGCCAUCACACAGGGCAACAAAUACAGUCGAAAACGUGCCUUGUAAAAUUGUGGAUUAGUUUAAUUUUCUAAAUUAAUUUAACAUAAUUUAUUUAAAUUAUUUAUUUAUUAAUUUAAUAUUUAUUUAUUGCAAUGCUGACUUAAAGUUAAG